UCCUCUGCCUCUCCAGGCGGCACCUGCGUGUGCGCUCGCCCGCAUCUCGGCCAUCGGAAGCCGAUGUCGCUGGCCUCCGCGGGGUGCCGGCGGAUGCCUUUGGGGAAUCUCCCGACUGGAUUUUUUUUUUUUUUUUUGGUGUUCUUUGCUUUGGAAUUUCUUCCGUCGGGGGAAUGUUGUUGUUGUUCCCGCCGGAUCGCUCGUCAUCCCGGAGGAAAAAGCCAUCCCGAGCCGGCCGCGCAAAAAAAGAAGAAGCGGGAUCGCGCGUCGCUUGAGCAGAAUAAUCCGCCCUUCUGAUAGCGCUGCGUGACAACACACACACACACACACACACCUCCAUCCCGCUGCCCCCCCUCCCUCCCCCUCCCCCCCGCCGCCACCGCUUCUGCACUCUGAAUUGUUGCUUUUGUGCAUGGGGACGAGCGGCGGAAUCAACUGUCAAAAGGGUUGAAACAAGAGGAAAUCCAAAGCGAGGCAGGGCAGGGGCAAAAGUCCGCCGGGAGAGAGAAUCGCGCUGCGGCGGGACCCCCGCCGGGGGCAAAGAGCUGCUCAGGAUCAUCCCGCAUCCGGGAAUCGGAUCUUUUCCUGCGCACGCACGCCAGGACAUGGUGAGGCGUACGUGUGCAUGCUAAGUAGGAAUUGGGUUUGGAAUUUUUUUCUUUUUUUUUUUCUUGCUGCAGCGCCGCACUCUUGCGCGCGGAUACGGAGCCUUCUUUCCUUCCUUCCUUCCUUCCUUCCCCCCCCGUCUCGUCCGCUUCCUUCCCGUCCGCCCCAAGUUGGGAGUCGCUCGCAAAUCGAAGGCGGACUCAUCGUCCGAUGGUCUUGUUGAUGUUCCUUUUGUCCUCGGCGUGGAUUAUCAGCGCCUGGCGUCGUCUCCACUUCGCUCCGGAACGUUUGCGACACAUGCCGAGCGCAGGAUUUAACCCCCGAUGAGCCGCGAAGAAGGGCCCGGAAGGAUGAGCCAGCGUUCCGGGGCCGGCGGGACGGGCGCGGUGAUCCUGGAGGAACCGGAGCCGGCGGGGACCUCCGCGGCCCGCGCCGAGGGCCCGGCGGCCCGAGACCGGGGCCCUUUGGGGUGCGCCCUGUGGUGGCCCCGCCAGCAGACGUGGCUCUGCAUGGUCCCGCUCCUCAUCGGAUUCAUCGGCUUGGGUUUGAGUCUGAUGCUCCUCAAGUGGAUCGUGGUGGGCACCGUGCGGGAUUACGUCCCGACGGAUCUGGUGGACGCCAACCGGAUCGGACAGGACCCCAUUUUCCUCUCCAAGCCCAGCGGGCUUCCCAAAGGACCCGAGACCACUACGACCGCCACGACGACCGGAGCCACGAUCGCCGCCACCCCGACGGUGGACCACGCGCUAAAAAGCGUAACCGUUGGGAGGGGUAGAACUCGAUCUACCGCGACCACCGCCGCCGGGGCUAACCCCAGAACGGGCGUGGCCUCGGGCGGCCCGGCCCCCCCUCGGAAACACGCCAAUCGCAACGGACGCCUUCCUGUGGCUUUUACCGCGCCGCCUCGCACCAACGUGAGAACGUCCACCCCGUCCGCGUCUAAUCCCACCGUGCUCCACGACUCCACGCAGAUGUGGACUUCGGAACAUACCACCACAGGGGGGGCCCCCACCACCACUACCACCACCGCCGUCGCCCACAGGCGUGGACACCACAAAACGCCAUCUCCGACGAUGCCGCCGUUGCACUCGGAGCAUUUCAAGCCGUGUCACGACAAGGACUUGGCCUACUGCCUCAACGGCGGCGAAUGCUUCGUCAUCGAGACCCUCAGCGGACCUCACAAGCACUGCAAGUGUCGAGAAGGCUACCAGGGCAUCCGCUGCGAUCAGUUCCUGCCCAAGACCGACUCCAUCUUGUCCGAUCCAAACCACCUGGGCAUCGAGUUCAUGGAGAGCAAAGAAGUGUACCAGAGACAGCUGCUGUCCAUCACGUCCAUCGCUAUGGCAAUCGGCCUCCUGGGAGUGCUCUGUGUCGUUCUCUACUGCCGAAACAAGCGGCGGCGAGAGAAGCUUCAAGCUCACCUGAAGGAAAGUCGAAGUGUGAAAAACUACACCACAAACGUCAACAGCGUCCUGGACUCCAAGACCAGAAAUGGCAAGGCCGACAUCAGAAUGCAGCAGCAGUAUUGCAAACGUCCUCCUGCAUGUCGUCACAGUGACAUGUGUGAGCCGCCGUCCAGAAGCACUCAGAAGCUCACCACGGAGCAGAGGAGUGUUAACUGGUCGGCCGCCAGCGUUCCCAGAGGACGCCCCAAGGCUUUCCAUCCGUCCUAUCAUCACCUCCGAGAGGCGGAGCUUACCGAGAGGGAGGUCGAAGCGCCACGCAGUUGCAUCCAUCAGGAGGAGCCUCGCCGGCCCGAGCCCAGACCCGAAGACCCGGUCGAUAUGCAAUUUGCCCUCAACACGCGCUCGCAAGCCGACAGCGCCCCCACCUGGCCGGGGAGCCCGACCCGCCGCUCGGCCUCCGUCCGCAUCGUCCCGUCCGUGCGGGGUCGCCACGACGACGAGGUUUCCUGUAUGCAAACCGCAAUGAUGUCAUCAAACGCCGUCGCACCCCGCCAGGAAGGCGCCGGCGAUGGCGGCGCGGCGCCGGGGGGGCGAGAGGACGGGGAGCGGCAAGCGGCGCGGCUGCUGCUGCUGCGCGAGGCGCGCGAGAACCUCCGGGCCUCGGCGCGCAGGCGGCAGGAGGAGGGCGCCGCCCCGGUGGCCAUGCGGGCAAGAGAAACUGUUUGUCUCCUCAACUUUCACGUGGGCGGAGCCUCGAAGGCCACGCACACUCAAUUACUGAGAGAGCCGGACCAAUGAACAAAGGCGACAAAAGACGCUCUCGUUGGAUAAAAGAAAAAAAAUCAUCGCGCCGUUCUGGAUGCACACAAAAUGGCUGCCGAGAAGAAGGGGCGGGGAAAAAAAAAUAAUCACUUCAUUUAUUUGCGAAACACGACAAAAAAAGAAACCAAAUAGCCCCUUGCUCCAUGGUGGUUUUCACUGUACAAAGAGUAUAUGAAUAUAUAUAUAUAUAUAUAAAUAUAUAUAUAUAUAAAAAUAUAAAUAUAUCGAAUUCAAAAAGUGACCAAGUUGAAGAAUGGCAGGAGUGAUGUUCGUCUUUUUAUUUUAUUUUUUUGUUUCUUCUUCUUCUUCCCUUUGGUUUUGUACGACGAACGCCCGUCACAAGCGCCAUUUUGCCGGCCGACGCCAGGAAGGCCGACGGCGAUGACGACUUGUCAGCCAAGAAUCACACUUACGCGUGUGCGCGUGCGUACGCAUUCCCGUGAGAGUGUGCGCGCACGAGCGCCCCGUUGUUUUUUUUUUUUUUUUUUGCUUUGUUUUGGGGGUUUUUUUCCCCAAGUUGCCAACGGUCACCAAGGACAAAAAAAGGAGACAAGGACACAGCGGGAGAGAAGGAAGCAUAUUUUCUGAAUGUUUUCUCAUCUGAUAUUUCCAUGGAUGUGGGUCGGAUGAGCGGCGUCAGCGUGCGGGCUGGCAUCUUUGGCUGUUGCAACAAGAAAUAAAUGUCUCUAUGUUGUAUCCUCAA
Molecule: messenger RNA, 3537 nt
Organism: Hippocampus zosterae (dwarf seahorse)
Lineage: Eukaryota; Metazoa; Chordata; Actinopteri; Syngnathiformes; Syngnathidae
Product: pro-neuregulin-3, membrane-bound isoform-like
Biological process (GO): animal organ development; intracellular signal transduction; nervous system development
Molecular function (GO): chemorepellent activity
Source: RefSeq, a predicted model, not a curated record